AAAAAUCCUCUGAAAAAAAUCCACUCCCCCGUGACUUCCCGCCUCCUUCCCUCCCACCUCGCCGGCGGCGUCGCGUCGCGUCCGCUACUAUCCGAUGACGCCGUCCUGCAGCUCUGGCCCCGCAGGGCCCGCCGGGGGGCGGCGGGCGGCGACCUUCGCCGGCGCGAGUGUGUUCCUGUCGCGGAACCUGGUGGCCCCCGAGGUGUUCGACGCCGUGCACGACGCGCUGCGCCUCAACGGCGCCGAGGUCCUCCUCUGCGCCGACCCGAGCCGCACGGGGCCCCUCGACUUCCACGUCAUCUCAUCCUCCUCCCACGAAAGGUUCGCCGAUUUGAGGAUCAAAGGCUGCAAUUUGCUAGGACCACAGUGCAUUCUUUCCUGUGCUAAAGAACGUCGUUUUCUACCUAAACAGAGUUAUACUUGUUGCCUUGCAAUGGAUGGGGUUAAGAUACUGUGUUCAGGCUUUGAAAAAGCUGAGAAGGCUAAGAUUGAAGAAUUAGUGACAGCCAUGGGAGGCAUUUUACAAAGUAAAUCCUCCAUGGAUGUGAACUUUGUAAUUGUAAAGGAUGUCAUGGCUGCUAAAUACAAAUAUGCUGUGAAUAGUUUGAAGAAGCCUGUUGUCACCAUCAACUGGUUAGAACAAUGCUGGAUUGAACACCGUGUUGUGCCUCAUGAGCCCUACAGGAUACUUCCCUUUGUUGGGUUGAAUAUCUGUGUCACCAAACUGAAUCCAGUUGAACGGAAGGAAUUGGAGAAAAUAAUAGUGCAGAAUGGUGGCCAAUUUUCAGCCUGUCUUACGCGGAAGUGCACCCAUUUAGUUGCAAAUGAACCUGGAGGUGACAAAUAUGUCGUGGCCCGAAGGUGGGGUAAUAUAUACAUUGUGAAUCAGAGAUGGGUUGAACAAUCUGUUGCUCGUAGAGCUUGCCUAGAUGAAAAUAGCUACCUUGUUUGUCAGACUUCGUCUGCUUCUAGUGGUUUAAAAACUUCACCCGAGGAACAACAGAACCCAGAGAUCAGUAGUGCAAGUGCAAGUUUUCAACCUGUUCCAGCAACAUCAGUUGAUGAUUCAGUAUCAACGUCACAAUAUGUGCCUGCUUCAUUUGGUGAUUCUUCAAAGAUCAGCAACACUGAUAUUGUUGGUGAAGAGGCAAAUGAGAUGCAGGUCGAAAGUCAUGUUGCUGAGGACUCAGAGGCGGAAAAUGAUGAUUUAUAUUUAUCAAAUUGCAGAAUUUCUCUGGUGGGCUUUGAGGAGAAUGAGUUGUUAAGGCUACUCAUGAUGAUACGCAAUGGUGGUGGAUCCCGGCAUAUUUUGUUAAAUGAGAAGCUUACACAUAUUAUACUUGGUGCGCCAUCGGAGGAUGAGAAAAAGGAAGUAAGACGUCUGGCUGCUUGGGGUGUAAUAAAUGUAGUGAAAGUAACGUGGUUAGAAGACUGCAAUAGAGCAAAAAAGGAAGUAAAAGUGUCUCCAUCUCAUGUGGCUACUGAGCUACUCUUGAAAGAGUUUUCACGUGUGAUUAUGGAAAAAUCUGCUGACACACGUGAAAUGAAGGUAGCCAAGAGCUCUUGUGGGAUUUUUCAUGUCCCAACUGUUAAUGACUCACAUGGCAAACAACUUGAAAAAGAUAUGUCAUCUGAAAGAAAACCAGCUAGAGGCAAAUAUGAAAACAGCAUGAACAAAACCCGAUCAGCAACCAGGUCUGCAAAUUCAAGCCAACAAAAUGCAGUGGUCAAUAUUAGCAAGAACGAUCCCAAAUCUCAAGGAGCAUCCACAGUGAAUUCAGGAAGUAGCAGAUCAAAUGUUUUCAAAGGGAUAACAUUUGGCUUCUCAAAUUCAUUUUCUCACGACAAGAGACCUGAGGUUAUUGAUUGGAUCAGAGAAGGCGGAGGCAUUGUGGUGGAUGAUAUACAAUCUACAACUGUGAAAUACACAAUUGAGUGCCAUGGACGAAACAGCAUGCCUUGUGACUUCUCUCAUUCAACAGUUGUUUCAACUCAUUGGAUACGCUCGUGUUUGGAGGUGGGUUGCUUGCAAGAAGUUGGAAGCCAUCCUAUUUUCUCUCCUUUGCGCUGUCGGAUCCCAUUCCCAGGAUUUGAAAAGUUCCGUUUCUGUAUCUCACUUUCACAAUAUGGAGAGAGAGAAAGUUUUCUGCUGAAGAACUUGUGCUUCGCUUUAGGCGCUAAAUUUACAGAAAAGGCAUUCAAGGGAGUGACCCAUCUUAUCUGCAAAUUUGCAAGUGGUGACAAGUAUAAGGUUUACUCUAAAAGAGGAACACCAACCAUUACUGAAGAGUGGCUCUUUGAGUGUGUAAAACAGGAUACAAUUGUCCCUUUUGAUCACUUUCAACCGAAACCACUUACUUCUCAGGACAAAGAUUUAACUGUCAGUCAGUAUUCCACGCAGGCAAGCAGAUUUAACUGCUCUGAGCUGCUUAGUGGAUAUCAAGUAACAACAAGCAAUCCAGCACACAACUCGGCAGGUGAUGCCUCGGCUAAUGAAGAGGCAAUUGCUCCUGCUGUCAGUAAAAGAAGACUGCUAUCUGUUUCUGGCAACGCUAAUGAUACAUGCGGAAACAUCGGAAGGACUGAGAAACACCUUGAAAGUGGCUCUGUUCCUGAUGUUGCGGAUGCGAUAGAGGUCCUAUCGUCCAAGAUUCAAGAUGUGCAAUCUGCUAGGAGUAUAUUUGAACCUGACAAUUCUGCUGUUGUUCAAGACCAGAAAGAUACACACUCCUUUGGCAUUUCAAGGAGCUGGUUGAAUAUGCAACAGAAGCAAGAGAACACACCUGGCACAAAGGUCCAAAGCUUAAGCUCCUCCCCUGCACCCUCCCCAGCACCCUCUACCUACUACCCUUUCAGUGAGACGCAGACAGAAUCUCAGGUCGUUGGAUAUGAGGAAGAUCUGACCGGCAGGCAAAAGAUCAUUGAUAGAGUUCGCUCUCAGAGCAUUAACGUAACUCCAUCGACCGAGAUUCCUUGAGGUAGUCAGGAGACGAGCAUACCCACAUCUCGCUUGUAAGGCAGCCAGAUAUGCCCCACUCAACUUGUGAGGGGGAGAUAUUGUUCGGCCUUGAUGCCUUGUUGGGCAUCAGCAUGAACAGCAUGGAUGGAGUUGCGAGCAUGGAGGCCUAUUUAUUCUCAACCAGAGGAUCUACGCGUGGCGUAAGUGUUUAAAGAUUCUCAUGGCAUGACAUCCAGCAAAGUGCGCUUGUACCUUGUACCGUGAUUUGGUACGAGUAAGUCCCCCUUGUUUCGCAGGUAGGUUGGAUAACACGCGAGACAUGAACUCUGAAAUCAAAUCUUUGCUGUGCGGUGUGAUCCUGUAUAUUGCAAUCGAGGAAUGUAGCAAGGAUCGACGAAACAAUCUCUCGAUCUAGAUGCACCAGUGGUUUGUUGUAUCCGGUGAGCUUGUGAGAAAGCCCUACACAAACGUAGCGUGUAAUUUUAGAUCCUUGUAUCCUUUUUAUAGGCAACGCUGCCACUUGUUCUAGGUAGGACAGUAGGUGCUGUGAUUGACUCUUUACUUUGAACCCUUGAUUUCUAAACUUAUCGUGCGGAUUGGUUCGUAUAUUUAUACUUUUUAGGUCUGAAGUGAGAAUCUAAUUAUCUUUGGCUAAUUAAUUUAUUGAUGUA
Molecule: messenger RNA, 3630 nt
Organism: Panicum hallii
Lineage: Eukaryota; Viridiplantae; Streptophyta; Magnoliopsida; Poales; Poaceae
Product: DNA topoisomerase 2-binding protein 1-A
Exons: 18
Coding region: 95-2977 (960 amino acids)
Biological process (GO): DNA replication initiation; mitotic DNA replication checkpoint signaling; mitotic G2 DNA damage checkpoint signaling
Source: RefSeq, a predicted model, not a curated record